Aspergillus mulundensis is the source of this 2586-nucleotide messenger RNA. Its product is annotated as putative Pumilio-family RNA binding repeat protein. Gene Ontology annotation, molecular function: mRNA 3'-UTR binding. The transcript has 7 exons. The coding region runs from base 1 to 2586 and encodes 861 amino acids. Gene Ontology annotation, biological process: post-transcriptional regulation of gene expression. Gene Ontology annotation, cellular component: cytoplasm. The record is from RefSeq and is a predicted model, not a curated record. NCBI's taxonomy places the organism in Eukaryota, Fungi, Ascomycota, Eurotiomycetes, Eurotiales, Aspergillaceae.
AUGUCCUUGCUUUCAGCCGCCUCGCCCGAAACCGGCCGCAAAAAUCCUGAAAGAUCAACUUCCAACAGCGGGAAUGUCGAAAUCCACACAUUAUCUGUUGGGCGCGAAGUACCAGGACAAAAGCAUUCAAACACAUGUAUCAGUUCCCCCGACCCCCUUGCGACCUCGAAGCUUGGGAACCUUCAGUCUUCUGUCGGCCAGAAAAAUGACAACCCUUCUAAUAAGAAGCAGAAGUUGGAACAUCCAAGCAAUGCCGUGCCUCUGACGGGGAACUCCGAGAUGGAGAGACUCCUGGCAAAACUCUCGCCGAAGCCACAGGUAUCAGACACCAGGCCGACUGUGAACCAAGAUAUACUCUCAAAGCUGUCCGAGCAACAAUUCCUUCUUGAUCAACAAAAACAUCUCAUCGCAAAGAACAAGUUGGGUCCAGGAAGCUACGAGGAGCUUAACAAAUAUUCCAGCUUGUCACUGCUUCCGGAUGCCAAGCAGGCUGCUAACUCAAAGGAUGUUGCGAGUCUUGACGCUUUUGACCCCGACGCUUCCGAGCUGCUUCGCUUGAAACAAGAACUUCAGGCUGCUAAUUCGAGAAUCGCCCUACAGGAGCAGGAACUAGCACAAACUCGUGUUAUCAAACACACUCUGGACCAGGCGCUUGGACCUCCAUCAGAGGCUGACUUCAAUGGGCGCGACAUAAGCGAACAAACAAUCAGCAAUUUGCAAAGUGCUUUCAACGCCUCCAUACCGACAUCCCACCUACUCCAGGACGGUUGGAAUACGCAGGAGGAUUCACAGUCCGAUAUCUCAGAUGCUCUCUCAGCUGGCGCGUACAAUCGAGCUAGGGGUUUCUGGGGCCCUCAUGCUCAGCAAGCUUACGGCGUGGGACUUAACUCGGAUAAGGCUUAUGUUGAUAAUAAUUUAUCCCUGCCUGGCACUUCUUUUGGUCAAGACUCGAGCAGGUUCUGGGGACCUUCGCCUACGGCUCCCGCUAUCCCAGCAACCAAUUCUUUCCAACCCCAUCGUGUGCUUUCAGGCCCUUCUACGGCGCCUUGCAACUUUGACGGUCCAUUCUCGGAAGAUCAAGGUAGAUAUCUGCAAAGCUCAGGGUUUGGACCACGCCCUCCGACAGCUCAGCCGAGUCGCAUCGGGUCAUGCUUUCCUGGGGCAGGCUCUCCUUGGGGUACAUUUGCUCCUAGCUCAGCCGACAGCCAGGGCUCUCGAUCCCCGCCGAGUAAGCCGAACAGCACUUAUCAACAAGUAGGAUUAUAUCCUUUGCCCCCCUAUCAUCAGAGGGCUGUUGCACCUCCACUCUCCCCAACGGCGACCGAGUUCUCGACACCAAGUGGAAACUCAGUUCCCUGGGCAACCUCAUCUGUCGGUGGAAGCUCUAUUCAAACGUACAUAUCGCCACUCGAACCACUCAAUUAUCGGCGACUGCUGGACAAGAAUGUAUCUUGUGAUUGGAAAUAUAUUGUUGACAAGAUUGUUUGCAACAAUGACCAACAAGCCUCGAUAUUCUUGCAGCAAAAGCUCAAGGUCGGCACAACCGAGCAGAAAUUUGACAUCAUCGAAGCCAUCAUACAACAAGCGUACUCCCUCAUGGUGAAUCGAUUUGGAAACUUCCUUGUCCAGCGUUGUUUUGAACACGGGACUCCUGAGCAGAUCGUCGCAAUUGCGAAUGCCAUAAAAGGCAACACUUUGAGCCUCAGCAUGGACCCCUUUGGCUGCCAUGUCGUCCAGAAGGCCUUCGACUGUGUGCCCGAAGAGCAUAAAGCGAUCAUGGUACAGGAGCUUUUGCGCAGGAUCCCUGAAACCGUGAUCCACCGGUAUGCGUGCCAUGUAUGGCAGAAACUUUUCGAGUUACGCUGGAGUGGUGAGCCUCCGCAAAUUAUGGCGAAGGUCAACGAAGCUCUGCGUGGGAUGUGGCAUGAAGUUGCACUGGGUGAGACCGGGAGUUUAGUAGUUCAGAAUAUCUUCGAGAAUUGCGUGGAAGACGAGAAGCGUCCUGCCAUAGAAGAGGUUCUAGCAAAGAUCGAUGUGCUCGCUCACGGUCAGUUUGGGAACUGGUGCAUUCAGCAUAUCUGCGAACACGGCGCUCCCCAUGACAAAAGCCGCGCCAUUGAACAUAUUCUUCUCUGGGCGGUGGAUUACAGCAUGGAUCAAUUUGCAUCUAAGAUCGUGGAGAAGUGUCUGAAGAUUGGCGGCUCCGAAUUCCUGGACCGCUACCUGUCUCGAGUAUGUACCGGUCGUACAGAUAGACCAAGGAUGCCCUUGAUUGACAUUGCUGGAGACCAGUACGGAAAUUACCUCAUACAGUGGAUCCUUAUGAAUGCUGCGCCUCACCAACGGGAGCUGGUUGCAACUCAUAUUCGAAAGCACAUGGUUUCUUUACGUGGAUCUAAAUUCGGCUCCCGUGUGGCAAUGCUUUGCUGCAACCUAUCCCAUACCACUCGCCCAGGACCUGGGACGGGCGUACAAAUCGGUCGGUUCAACAACUUCAACGAUGAUCGAUUCCAGGCACCCAGCCAACAUGGAGGUCGCUUCAGCCGUGGAAGUCAGUGGAGCCCUAGCUACCCACCAUUUCGUUAG